Molecule: messenger RNA, 591 nt
Organism: Dibothriocephalus latus
Lineage: Eukaryota; Metazoa; Platyhelminthes; Cestoda; Diphyllobothriidea; Diphyllobothriidae
Source: the annotation of a GenBank genome assembly
AUGUCUACAGGAGUCUCGACAAAAGAGAGGCUUCUUUCUCACUUUGAGUCCAUAGAUGGAAUUCUGAAGGAUAUUUUAGAUAGGGUAACCAAGAAGGCGAAGUUUGUUGAAUACGAACACCUUGUACGUCUUUUACUAGACAAGGAUAGUGAGAUUAAGCGGACACUCAAGGAUGCUGAAGAACAACUAGAAAUUCAGAAAAAGAUUGAUAAACUCCGUGCGGACUGCGUUAAUUCCGACGCACAAAUCGAACUGUGCCAAAAGGAAUUAAAAAAGAGUGAAUUGCUCUUGAGCACCGCUCUGUAUUACUGUCGGCAAAAGCUUGAUUGCAUGGUCAAUUCUAUCAAAAAUCCGAUAGAUUUGGAUGAAUUGAUACAAUUUUCUCAUUGGAUCAGCUUUAACUAUGGCGUUAUGGCUCCCGACAACUGGGUUCAAGGAGAUCCUAGACGUCCAUAUCCGAACAAGAAGGAAAUAAGACGCGGUUACUUAGGUCACCUGGACGAUUCCGGGCACUUCCGUCCUAGUGUUAAUGAAGAGUUUGCGCAGGCUUUUCCAAGCAGCACAAACACACCUCCUUCCUUUGAGCCGUAG